UCACUCAGCAUUUAUGCUUCUGCUCAGCGCACAGUGAGAAACAUUACUGGAAGUUGAUCUAAACCAGAAGACUGAUUAUGAAAAAUGACUGUCAGUUAACGUUAGGAAUGCCAGAUGGACAACAAUAAAGCAACCGACGAAAGUGGGGAAUAACAAGGAGCAAGUCCACUUACAGUGCAGUCAGAGGAGAGUGGAGAAGAGCUUGAUGUGCUGCAGUGUGACGUGGAUGGAUGUGGGAUUUCUCCCCCGUUCUGUGUGUUGAUGUGAUUGGUGCCCAGAGUUCACCGCUUCACAGGCUGCUGCUGCCCCGGAGCCAGAGCACAGGAAUUCACUCUCGCAGAGACUAGCGCACACACACGCACCGAGACACUUACACGCAUUUCACACACACACAGACGGCACAUGGACAGAUACAUACUCUGGCAGUACUUCAGAGCGAUAACUGCACUUGUGGGUUAAACAGAGUGUUGCACUCACCUUUUUGACAGCUGCCACAUCCAUUCUGACCUUCUUCUUUUUUUUCUUACCACGUUUUCUUCAAGUUUACAAAAAAAAAGUGACUUUCCUCUCUCCUCGUUGUCCUCAGGGCAGGAAGGCGCUUGUCUUUAGUUGUUGAGGUAACAGCAUUCGGAGGUUUUAGGACUAGUUGCUCUUUGUAGCGUCAGCAUCCUUGCCGUGGUAAAGCUGUCUGCGGGGGCUCGCCGUCAGCAUGCAGGUGUCUUUUGUGUGCACGGACCACCGAGCUGUCAGCCGCAGCACAGAGGACCGACUGAACCGACAGAACACCAACAGCCCGAGUUUGGGGACCAAAAGCAAGUUUCGUGCUGUGGCCAUGGUGGCCCGGAGCCUGGGCCAACUGUCUGUGCAGAACAUGCCUUCCUCUGGUGACCACUGCUUGAGAACUGGCAUGAAAUAUAGGAACCUUGGGAAAUCUGGCCUACGGGUGUCAUGUCUAGGAUUGGGCACAUGGGUGACAUUUGGUGGUCAAAUAACCGAUGAGAUAGCUGAGCAGCUGAUGACGGUGGCGUAUGAGAACGGUAUCAAUCUGUUUGACACAGCCGAGGUGUAUGCGGCAGGGAAGGCUGAAAUGGUUCUCGGCAGUAUCAUCAAGAAGAAAGGAUGGAGACGUUCCAGUUUGGUCAUCACCACAAAGAUAUACUGGGGUGGAAAAGCAGAAACCGAGAGAGGCUUGUCCAGAAAGCACAUAAUAGAAGGUCUAAGGGCGUCACUGGAGAGACUUCAGUUAGAGUAUGUGGACGUAGUGUUUGCUAACAGACCUGACCCCAACACGCCAAUGGAAGGAGAUCCAUUUAACACUUCAAAAUCAAGAACAUUCAUCAUAGAAGAGACGGUUCGAGCGAUGACCCAUGUGAUUAACCAGGGCAUGGCCAUGUAUUGGGGCACGUCCCGCUGGAGCUCCAUGGAGAUUAUGGAGGCGUACUCAGUGGCACGACAAUUUAACCUGAUCCCACCCGUCUGUGAGCAGGCCGAAUAUCACAUGUUUCAGAGAGAAAAAGUGGAAGUACAGUUGCCAGAACUCUUCCAUAAGAUUGGUGUGGGAGCCAUGACGUGGUCUCCACUGGCCUGCGGAAUCAUCUCAGGGAAGUAUGACAGCGGUGUGCCUCCUUAUUCCAGAGCCUCUCUCAAGGGCUACCAGUGGUUGAAGGACAAGAUCCUGAGUGAGGAAGGCCGCCGUCAGCAGGCGAAGCUGAAAGAGUUGCAGGCCAUUGCGGAGCGGCUGGGCUGUACGCUGCCCCAGCUGGCCAUCGCGUGGUGUCUGAGGAACGAGGGGGUGAGCUGUGUGCUGCUGGGGGCCUCCAGCACUGAGCAGCUGAUGGAGAACAUAGGAGCCAUUCAGGUUCUUCCAAAAUUAACAUCAUCAAUUAUACAUGAAGUGGACAGUAUCCUAGGCAACAAGCCCUACAGUAAAAAGGACUACCGGUCUUAAAAAGGAAAGCCAGUGACACUGUGUCGACCUGCUUCUUUCUCUGAGAUCUGACUGAAAAAACAUUGGCACAUGGGACCAGCACUGUCACGGGUCCUGCAGGAGACGCCAACUUGCACACUACAUGGAGUCUGCCGACAUUAGCCUGAUAGGAGGCCAAGAAGCGCACGGGCAGAAGGGAAGCAUGCUCACGUACAAAUCAGCUAGACCGGCUCAAAAAGCAGAACGCCGCUUCAAGAAACCACUGAAAUCAAGCGCACCGGCUCGCUUCUUCCUCCCCUUUGAAGUAGUACAGUAUUAGAGAUCCAGAAUUUGUACUUAGUCUAGAAAUGCAUGAGAUCCGCUGGCCAUGGCACAUGCUCCCCUUCCCCCUACAUUUUGGAAAACAAACACAUUUGCAUACGCUCACAGGAAGUAGUGAAGCUGAUGAAGCACUUUGGCGAAUGCAGAAAGUUACAUGACUUAAUAGACUAAUAAGGCAUUGGAUGUUACUAGUUUUACAUCGAAAUUGUUAGCCAAUAUAGUGCUUGUUUACAAGACCUCGUUUAUACAAGCUACGUCAUUUCAGGCUGUGUUUUUGUUUUAAACAUAGAACGGGAAGCUAUCUUAGAGUUACACAUAAUAAUAUAUAAAGCUUGGGUUGUUAGACAUGAAAUAGCUACAGGCCUCAACAAAUGUGCAAUAUUUGAAAGUGUUUGUAAACCGACUGUUCUUUUUUUUCUUUUUGCUUUUAAAACCGUUUUUAACCUCACAGACUAUAUAAGAUUGACAUACUGUUCAUGUUGCUUAAGCUUACCAAACAUAGACAGUAAUAUAGCAAAUGAAAGCUUACGAUUAUUGAUCUAACACAAAGAAUAAUUAUCAAAAAGUAUGUGGAAGUUCUGGGGAAAAAACAGGCAUUUGUGUCACAUUUUUGCUCCGAUUAGUACUUGCCACAAACUUCAUUAUCAGCUUUUAGAUGUUAACUUUAAAUGAUGCGUUAGUGAUUAGUUUUGCCUUAACACAUUUGUGUCGCCGUCGAUUGCGUCAUCACGUGAUGUGUCGCGUGUAGGUCUCUGCAGGCAACUUAAAGGGAGUUACCAAACCAUGGCGUUUUUUUACACCUUGUACCUGAUUGGCUGACCUCGUAGUGAGGGUGGGUUUAGGUCAUUUUGUUUGCAUGAUUGAGAAACACCCAGGGGUUUGAAAAGGCCCAGAAAUUGAGAAACGCCCCCUUUUGCUCUGCAGAGGCCUUAAUCUCCAUACGUCUGAAAAGUCCACAAUCACAGCUCUCAAAACACACGUUGAUCGACAUCCUAGCCCCACCGUUAUCGACUUCUGCCUUUCCAAACGUGAGGGAGGAGGGCGCCCUGAGCUAGCCGCUCGAUCCAUACACAGUGGAUCACGUUGGACUGAGAGCAAAUACAAUGAUAAUUAAGAAUUAUUCCACCCAUGUGUUCAAAUUGAUGGCCUUUUGUGUAAAAUGAGGCAGUUUUUAUCAAUUUAACCAAACUAUGCAAGUAUGGUAAUGUUUUGAAUUCGGGAAUGCCCAACCUCUCAAAAAUUGGAAAAUAGAGACCCCCUAGAGGACACCACGUGACUCUCUACAAGGAAAUUUUAAUAACCUUUUAAAUAAAUUAUUAAAUUAAGGAUCCCCUUU
Messenger RNA from Puntigrus tetrazona (Sumatra barb), 3584 nucleotides. RefSeq names its product potassium voltage-gated channel subfamily A regulatory beta subunit 2b (gene kcnab2b). Gene Ontology annotation, cellular component: voltage-gated potassium channel complex; juxtaparanode region of axon; extrinsic component of cytoplasmic side of plasma membrane. Gene Ontology annotation, molecular function: potassium channel regulator activity; voltage-gated potassium channel activity; transmembrane transporter binding. The record is from RefSeq and is a predicted model, not a curated record. NCBI's taxonomy places the organism in Eukaryota, Metazoa, Chordata, Actinopteri, Cypriniformes, Cyprinidae. The transcript has 15 exons. Gene Ontology annotation, biological process: regulation of action potential; regulation of potassium ion transmembrane transport; transmembrane transport. Bases 710 to 1948 code for a protein of 412 amino acids.